Messenger RNA from Brassicogethes aeneus, 2138 nucleotides. The record is from the annotation of a GenBank genome assembly. NCBI's taxonomy places the organism in Eukaryota, Metazoa, Arthropoda, Insecta, Coleoptera, Nitidulidae.
CCGCGACGGUCAGGGCUGCCGAGAGUGAAAACCGGCGGCGCUUGCGUCAAAUGUGAAAACUGAAAGUGAAAAGCGAAAAGACUCUCCCCACUCCUACCCCUACCUUUCGCUUUCGGGUUGCACGUCCCCUCCAGACCACUUUCCCCGGCGGUGCGUGCGUGCAUCGUUGCAGUAGGCUGCCGAGAGAGCCGCUUACAGCACGUGAUAUACACCGAUUAUUACUUCCCUAGCGAAGGUCAACGCAACAUCUUCACUGCGCUUCGUAUCGUCGUCGUUCGUCUCGUCAUAUCAGCAAGUCAACAAGUAUUGUUGAUUUUUUUUCGAACCUUUUGCCUGUUAGUUCUCGACGUUCCUCAGCAUAGUAGUGAGUCGCGAGUCCUUCAGCAGCUGCAGCAGCCAUGGCACCACGCCGACAUCUCGGGCAAGUUCAAGGCCUCCUUGGAAUCGAUACCCUCGAAGAUGUCAACGUUACCCGCUGCUGUGUACCAAACGGCGAAUGUCUUCGCGCCCAGCAGCAACUUAGCCCCAACAACAAUGACCCCAUGCUCAUCUCCCUCGACGAUCUUAGAGACACCGUUCGCGUAACUUGCAAUAACGAAUUGUGCACCGCUGGCCGGUAUAUGCACCGCGAGUGCUUUGAUCAGUGGGAACAAACUGUCCUUGCCUACCUAAAAACCUGCGGAAGAGCCAGGUCCUGGUCGGAGAGACAGCGUCACCAGAAUCUAUGGACCAAGAAGGGUUACGAUUUGGCCUACAAGGCGUGCGGCUGCAAAUGCGGCCGCGGUCAUCUCAAGAAAGACCUGGACUGGAUGCCUCCGCCGCCCACCAGCAACAUUUUCGGCCGCAUAGAAGAGAUUGACACCGGCAAGAAGAAAAAACGCCGCAAUCGCAAUGUCAGACCCACCUUGGCCAUUUCUGCUACACACACCGCCGCCACCGUAGUCAACGAGACUCGUGGCCGUGCUGGAAGCCUGUCCUCCAGCACCGGCUCCUCUUCGCCACCAGCCAGCGGCAGCGAAACCAGUGUUUCCCCGAUACACGCUCAUUCCAAGAAAAAGUCUAAAAUCGAACUCUCCGAAAGAAUAAGAAUUGGAGGUGGUGCAAAUGGCAUUUUCACUCGCCGAUUGGAUUUCAGCUCCUUCAAUGCUCUGCCGAAGAACAAACUGAAUUCUUAUCAAAUUAAGACUGAAGACGAAGGCAAUCAUGGAAACGAUGACACUCGUUGUUUCAUUUUAUCCACUUUGGCGUCACAAGGACGCUCAAAAGUCCAGUGCGUCCUUUGCGAGGAGCAACUUCUUGUCUUCGACAGAUAUCCUCUGGUCGAUGGAACAUUUUUCCUUAGUCCCAGACAGCAUGCCAAAUCAUGCAUUGAAGUGAAAGUUGAGGGUCGCACCCAGUUCCUGACAGUCGUCUGCAUGGGAUGUCUGGAAGGUGUGACCGGUCGCGGUAUCAUUUGCCGUUACUGCAAUCAGAAAUGGGACGGAUCUUCGCUGGUACUCGGAACCAUGUAUUCUUACGACAUUUUUGCUGCCAUGCCCUGUUGCACUGAAAGAAUUAAGUGUAACUCAUGCUACAAGCCGGUAUUGCACCCAGCGCAAAGACUGAAUUUCUUCAGCGACUACAGUCACAUGGUGCCGUGCCCGCAUUGUCGCACUCUCGACACGCAUUUCGUGAAACCGCUAGGUUUCUGCUACACCCGCCAGGUCGCUCCGCGACCGCUGCAGAUGUGGCCUUAGCCCGCGGCCCCCAGAGCCGUCACCAAAGCGCCGCCGUCUCCGCCAACACCUCCAGACCCGGACCCGAUGGACUUGGAUUUGGGUUUAUUGUGGCGCGAGCUGGCUGGCUUGCGCCUCGAUGAGUUUUGCCGACUGCAAUUGACUAGAACUCGGUAGACGCAUAAGGUUUUAUUUAUGCAAAAUCAAUCGGUUUUUUCAUUUGCAUAACAAUUAUUACCUAUGGAACUUUAACAAGAAUAUCCAUAACAUGAUUGAUUUUCAUAAUGCAGCCACUUAGUUUUCUUUGUUAUGUUGUUGCUUUUUAUAUUUGCAUUUAUUUUUGGUCUUUUCUGCUGCUAAAGUAAGCGACGGCUCGGCAAAUAGCAGAACUGUUUUCUUAAAUAUUUGUUUAAUAUAAAACCG